Molecule: messenger RNA, 3003 nt
Organism: Echinops telfairi (small Madagascar hedgehog)
Lineage: Eukaryota; Metazoa; Chordata; Mammalia; Afrosoricida; Tenrecidae
Gene: SHTN1
Product: shootin 1
Exons: 16
Coding region: 119-1834 (571 amino acids)
Source: RefSeq, a predicted model, not a curated record
AGGCGAAUAUGAAGACCUUAGAGCGGAGAACCAGAAGACAAAGGAGACGUGUGACAAGAUUAGGCAAGAGCGAGAUGAAGCUGUUAAAAAACUGGAAGAAUUUCAGAAAAUUUCUCAUAUGGUGAUAGAGGAAGUUAAUUUUAUGCAGAACCAUCUUGAAAUAGAGAAGACGUGUCGGGAAAGUGCGGAAGCAUUGGCCACCAAGCUCAAUAAAGAAAAUAAGACAUUGAAACGGAUCAGCAUGUUAUACAUGGCCAAGCUGGGGCCAGAUGUGAUCACCGAGGAGAUAAACAUCGACGACGAGGACUCGGCUGCGGGCACCGAGGGGGCUGGCGAGACUUGUGUCUCCGUUCAGUGCCAGAAGCAAAUCAAAGCACUUCAGGACCAAAUGUUAUCUGUUCAGGAGGAAAAGAAGACAUUAGCCAUUGAGCUGGAAAGUCUCAAGAGCCAACUCGGAGAAGUCAUGGAAGAAGUAAAUAAAGUCAAACAAGAAAAAGGUGCUUUAAAUUCAGAAGUCCUUAAGCAGAGAAAAGUCCUAGACAAAUGCAAUAGAGUGUCCAUGCUGGCAGUAGAAGAAUACGAGGAGAUGCAAGUAAACUUGGAAUUGGAAAAGGACCUUCGGCAGAGAGCAGAGUCGUUUGCACAGGAGAUGCUCAUUGAACAAAACAAGCUAAAGAGACAAAGCUACCUUCUGCUACAGAGCUCCACGCCCGACCAGCAGCUUUCGAAAGCUUUAGAUGACAAUGCCAAACUCGUCCAGCUCCUUGAGGAAGAGAAAAUCCAGCACCAACAAAAGGUCCAAGAGUUAGAAGCACAGCUCGAACAGCAGACCCUCCACAAGGAGAUCCAGCACCUCAAACAACAGCUGGAACUUUUAGAAGAAGAUAAGAAGGAAUUGGAACUGAAGUAUCAGAAUUCGGAGGAGAAAGCCAGAAACCUAAAGCAUUCCGUGGAUGAACUCCAGAAACGAGUGAACCAGUCUGAGAACUCCGUCCCUCCACCACCUCCUCCUCCACCACCACUUCCUCCACCACCUCCCAAUCCUAUCCGAUCCCUCAUGUCUAUGAUCCGGAAACGAUCCCACCCCAGCGGCAGUGGUGCUAAGAAAGAGAAGGCCGCGCAGCCAGAAACAACUGAGGAAGUCACCGAUCUGAAGAGGCAAGCGGUUGAAGAGAUGAUGGAUAGGAUUAAAAAAGGAGUUCAUCUUCGACCGGUUAAUCAGACCACGCGACCGAAGGCAAAGCCGGAAUCUGCCAGAGGCUCUGAGAGUGCAGUGAAUGAACUGAAAGGGAUCUUGGGGACACUUAACAAAUCCACUAGUUCCAGAAGCUUAAAAUCCCUUGACCCUGAAAACAGUGAAACUGAGUUAGAAAGGAUUUUGCGCCGCAGGAAAGUGACGGCAGAAGCAGAGAGCAGUAGUCCAACCGGGAUAUUAGCCACCUCAGAGUCCAAAUCCAUGCCAGUGUUGGGUUCUGUAUCCAGUGUAACAAAAGCAGCCUUGAUCAAGAAAACUCUGGAGGCAGAAUUCAACAGCCGGUCCCCCCCCACACCUGAGCCAGGUGAAGGGCCCCGUAAAUUGGAAGGAUGCACGAGUUCCCAGGUUGCCUUUCAGCCUCCCAGUAGCUCUGGCUGCAAGACAUCAGACAUGGGCAGUGCCGAAGCAGCCGGACCAGUUGUCGUUUUAGAUCAUCUUACCACCCAUGAACCCCAAACCAAAGAUCAGGUGGCUGAAAAAGAUUCAACUCAACCCCCGAAGGAAGAGGGCAGCGGGAAACCAGAAUGCCAAGAGGAGGGCCGUGAACCGACCCAAGAGGCCGACAGCUCCCACUGUUGAUCCCCUGGGCACCUUCGGGCGGCCUUUGCAACAAGCACACGAUUCCUUCUGGGUGCCUUGGCAAGGGCUAUAGACAUUCUGUCCUUGUCAAUCAAUAUUCAGAACACAGGUUCUUUUCAAAUGUUACUUUGUAAGGAGUUAGCUAUAAACUUAAGCUAUAUAGAAAGGUAUACAUUCUUAAGUAGUUUGGGGUUUUGAUCUUUAUAGGGGAUAAGAUUUUCUUUUGGUUUUCCCUCCUAGUUACUGUAUUUAAGUGUGGCUGCUUUUCAGAGGGGUUAGCCCACCCCCACCCCCCAAAUCUGGAUCUUGGUAUCUUUUCAGUAAUGUGCAUACCACUCACCAUAUGUCAGGCUGGCCAUCUUGGGUACUUGUGGAUAAUGGGACAGACAGAACUUCCUAAGUGUGAUUUGAAAGGACCCCCAAGAAGCUUCUCCUUGGGGUCUGAUCUUGAUCUCUUACCGUGGAGACGUUUUGCUGGAGCAUUGUGGCAUGUUGAGUUGCUUUCUCAGGAGUUUAAAAUACAAGAGCUGACGUCAAAUGAUGGUCCCCUUGUCAACUGUCAGUUAACUGUGGGAUCCGACAUUCACAUCACUGAUCCUGGCAAAGCUUCCUGGGCACUUUGGUGGCCUGAGGCAGAAUGCAGAGAAUACCAAAGUCCAACCGCUGGUUCAGUGCAGUAUUAUCUCCUUAAGCCCCAUGCUCCAUGCUGGUGAGUUCACCUUGUUUUCUCCUGUCUACUAAUGGGGCACACGGGCCACAUUUUACCACGGUUCUCGAAGACAGUGAAGACAAUCGACAGGCACACCGUUUUCUUGUUUCACUGCUGUUCUUACAUUACGCAGGGUUUUUUGUUUGGUGUGUGUGUGUGUGUGUGUGUGUGGUGUGUUUCCCCCAAAUAAAUUAAGUGGUAGUUAGUCUCUAAAAAUACAAUGCUUCAGGCUACCACAGUGAACAAACAGAACAGCAAUCAGGGACCCCCCCCUUUUCAUUUAUGCAGCUUUUCAAAGUUGAUUGUUUCAAAAUUGGUGUUUAUUUAAGAUAUGUAGUAAUGUACUUGAAUGCAUUUUUUAUGACAAUGAUUCAGUAACGGUAAUUUUACUAUUAAGGGAAGUGGAAGGUGUCGUUCUGUUAGCAUGGCUCAGCAUGUAGCUGUCAGGUGCUCUUCACCU